AAAAUAAUAAAAAAUGUUAAUUACCAAAUGAAAAAAAUCAAACCUCUGAUUAUUAUUAAUAUGGCAAUCUUAAAUUGAAAAGUCUAAAUCAACCAAUAAUAUAUUGAGUGUGUAUCAUAUGCUUGAUUCAAAUAUGAAGUAGGCAAAAUUUAAUUCAAAUUUAGAGAUUUAGGUAUUGGAAGAAACUGAAUGGAUUCGUAAACAGGAUAUGGCAAAGAGGUGCUUGUAAUAGGCAACGUUAGGUAAGUGGAUUCCUGUGUGAUAUGUCUUGUUUAUGCUCAUUGGGAUGUUUUGUCCUUCUUGUGCAUCUUUAACUUUCUUUUGAAAUCUCUAGGUGCUAGAUUGGUGAUCUUCAAAUUUCAAAGCAAAUGGCACCACCCAUUUCUUAAUCGACAAAGCUUUUCUAUAACAGAUUCUUUUAAUCUCUUCAAGCACAAAGCUAGGACAAGACCACUGUGAGAUAUGAGGAAACAAUCAUCAUAAAGUAUAUAUGAGUUAGACUCCUCUCGAAAUAUUCACAAUAUAAUUCAAAUUCAGAGAUUUAGGCAUCGGAACAAACUGAAUGGAUUCUUAAACAGGAAAUGGCAAAGCGGUGCUUGUAACAGGCAACAUUAGAGUCAACAUUCAGGGCUGGAAUAAUGUAUGCAUCCACUACUGAGGAUGCUUCUCUAAAAUCAAACAUGUUUUCCUUGAGUGGGUCUAAAUUCUUUGGAGCCAUCAGUCGCAGCAUAAAUUUAGGUGGACAAAGUGCUCUUGCUUUGCGUUUGCUCUUAGCAAUUUUCUCAUCCAAGAUAUCUUCUGGCGCAAAUCGAUCAUUUGGAGACGAGUUCCGUGCUGCUAGGAAGGUUUCUGAAGAUAUUGGUGCUCAAAUUGUUCUGGGUGAUCGUCCAAUUGAGAUUACUCUAGAAAGAGCUUGGAGUUCUCUUAAUUGGAGUGAAAAAUUGAGAUUGGUUAUGUCACUUUUUCGUGGUAUAUCUUCAUCAUCAUCUGAACUUCCUGAAAGUGAUAUGAAGAAUCAGGGUAUGUAUGGUAGUCCCUAUAAGUUGUACGAGUCUCUAAGUGCUUCAUAUCCUUCUCUCCUGCAGCCUCUGGUCCAUGAGCGUGAUACAUAUCUUGCAUGGUCUCUCAAAAGGAGCAAAGCUGUGAACAAGAGCAAGAAAGUACUUGGGGUCAUUGGAAAAGGUCACAUGAAUGGGGUUGUCUUCGCAUUGAUAUCUGAUCAGGGGGAUUUGCGGUUCCGCGACCUUGCUGGUGAAAAAUCGGGUCGGACAUACAAGAAUCGCUGGCAAGCUGAUUUGCUCAGGAGUUUACUCAGGGACACUAUUCUGGGCUUUAUACUUUGGUUACUAUAUGAGCAAUUGAAGACAACAUUAUAGUGCACAUCACUAUCAGAUUUCAAUAACUUCCAUCCUUGAGCUAAGUAUUCUGCUACUAAAUCUAUUUGAUGUGAGUAUUACUAGGCUUAACAAAGUGGGUGUUCAAUCAUUUGUUUUCAUUUCAUAUCAUUAACUGCUAGUGAACUAUUCUGGUGAUCAUCUGAUUGCCAAAAGAAUUUUCAGCAUCAGGUUAAGUAUUUUGUAUGAAGUUGAAUCUUUGAAAUGAAUAUAUUGCUUAUAUUUGUUGA
Messenger RNA from Zingiber officinale, 1624 nucleotides. RefSeq names its product traB domain-containing protein-like. The coding region runs from base 639 to 1376 and encodes 245 amino acids. Lineage: Eukaryota; Viridiplantae; Streptophyta; Magnoliopsida; Zingiberales; Zingiberaceae. The record is from RefSeq and is a predicted model, not a curated record. The transcript has 7 exons.